AUGUUUAUUUUAGAUACAACAAAUAGGGGUCCAAACUACACUAAUAAAGAUGUAAGAGACUUGUUUAACAAGAAGUACAGUGAAGCAUGUGGGAAACCUGGUUCUCGUGUGCCAUACCUGAAAAAAGGUUUCACAGUAACUGGUCUUCCUAAUGGAAUAGAGUUUAGAAAGCCAAAUAACUAUGGGGAAGAGAAAGUUAAAGCAAUAAUGAAUGCUCAAGAAGGCAUAGUUUUUCAACUUGAACCAGAGCCUAGCAUCACACAUUCUGAUGCUGCAGUAACUGAAGAAAUCGACCCCCAACAAGCUGAACUUCAACAUAUUUUAUGUAAGGUGGUUGACCAAGAAAAAGCUUUACAAGUGGUGACUGACCAAAUUUGCAUCGAGGAGAGUGAUAUGGAAGUCACAGAUCUUGCACUCACUGACAUGGAGUAUAAUCUGUUAACAACAAAUUACAGAAAUUGCUUCACAGAAGAUGCAUUGACUGCUUUGGCAGCCAAUUAUAAAUCAUUUUCUAAUCAUAAGGGAUACAUCCUGCCUGUCUAUACUGACACAGAAGAUGCUUAUUGGCUGUUUUAUUUUCCUGACAAGAUGUCUGAUCUUCUAAACCAGCAUUCUCAACAACAAAUUUGGGGAUAUUGGUUAAAUGCAACUGAAGACAAGUUGACAUUCAAGCUUAUUAUGUCAAAAAACAAAGUAUCUAUUGACACUUUGAAUAUUAUUACAAAGGAGAAUAAUUCAAGUAGUUUCCUAUUUUUACAAAAAACAUUGUUGCUUAAGACUAAGACAACAGUAAAUCUUCCUGAGCCAUUCCAUGACCAAAUUUAUGCUAUUUUAAACGAGUAUGGCUUCAUAUAGUUAUAUAUUUAUGAUUCCAUAAAUGUAAAUAAGUGUAUCCUGUAGUAUGGUCACCAGAGUUUGCUAUAAUACCUGUCACAUUUCUU
Dendronephthya gigantea is the source of this 941-nucleotide messenger RNA. RefSeq lists its product as uncharacterized. NCBI's taxonomy places the organism in Eukaryota, Metazoa, Cnidaria, Anthozoa, Malacalcyonacea, Nephtheidae. The record is from RefSeq and is a predicted model, not a curated record. The coding region runs from base 1 to 855 and encodes 284 amino acids. The transcript has 2 exons.